Messenger RNA from Micropterus dolomieu (smallmouth bass), 1891 nucleotides. It is a transcript of the gene slc1a4, whose product is annotated as solute carrier family 1 member 4. Bases 1 to 1596 code for a protein of 531 amino acids. The transcript has 8 exons. The record is from RefSeq and is a predicted model, not a curated record. NCBI's taxonomy places the organism in Eukaryota, Metazoa, Chordata, Actinopteri, Centrarchiformes, Centrarchidae. Gene Ontology annotation, cellular component: plasma membrane. Gene Ontology annotation, molecular function: L-threonine transmembrane transporter activity; L-alanine transmembrane transporter activity; L-serine transmembrane transporter activity. Gene Ontology annotation, biological process: L-serine transport; L-glutamate transmembrane transport.
AUGGAGAAAAAGAGCGAGAUCAACGGGCAUGCCAUGCCCAGCUCGGCCUCUACCGACCGGAUCCUGGAGAAGAGGGCGCAGAGGAGCUUCAGGGAGAAGCUGGUGGAGUUUCUGAGAAAGAACCUGCUGGUGAUCAUGACGGUGUCCGGGGUGCUGGUGGGCGUCGGGCUCGGGAUGAUGGUCCGCAACAUGAACCUGACCAAGGCGCAGAUGACCUACUUCGCCUUCCCCGGAGAGAUGCUCCUCCGGAUGCUGAAGAUGAUCAUCCUGCCCUUGGUCGUCUGCAGCCUCAUAUCCGGCGCCGCCAGCCUGGACACCCGCUCCCUGGGCAAGUUGGGGGGCAUCGCGGUCGCCUACUUUCUUGUGACCACGCUGAUCGCCUCGGGGAUCGGGGUGGCCCUGGCCUUCAUCAUCAAACCCGGCGUGGGCGCAGGAGCCCUGAACACCAACAGCCUGGGACUGGAGAGCGUCAGCAGCAACAAGGAGACCACUGACUCGUUUUUAGACCUGGCCAGGAAUUUAUUCCCAGCGAACUUGGUAGCUGCUGCUUUCCGUUCUUAUGCCACUGGCUACAAGAUGGUUGCUGUAGGGAACGACACCAAUGGGACCACCCUCUAUCAAAAGGUGCCUGUUGGUACAGAAAUAGAUGGCAUGAACAUCCUGGGUCUGGUGUUAUUUGCCAUGGUGUUUGGCGUGGCACUGAGGAAGCUGGGAGAUGAGGGGGAGGAACUAAUUCGUUUCUUCAAUGCUUUCAACGAGGCCACCAUGGUGCUGGUGUCUUGGAUCAUGUGGUAUGUCCCUUUUGGCAUCAUGUUCCUUGUGGGAAGUAAGAUUGUAGAGAUGGAGGAUGUGAUUCUUCUGGUUACUAGUCUGGGAAAGUACAUCUUUGCUUCAAUCCUGGGCCACAUUAUCCACGGAGGCAUCGUCCUGCCCCUCAUCUACUUCGCCUUCACGCGCAAGAACCCCUUCAGUUUCCUGGCAGGCCUUAUCACGCCUUUCACCACUGCCUUCGCCACCUGCUCCAGUUCAGCAACUCUUCCGUCUAUGAUAAAAUGUGUGGAGGAGAACAACGGCGUGGACAAACGCAUCAGCCGCUUCAUCCUUCCCAUCGGGGCCACUGUUAACAUGGAUGGGGCGGCCAUAUUCCAGUGCAUCGCCGCUGUCUUCAUCGCUCAGCUCAACAAUGCUGAGCUGAACGCUGGACAGAUCUUCACCAUCCUGGUGACAGCCACAGCCUCAAGUGUCGGUGCGGCAGGUAUCCCAGCAGGCGGCAUCAUUACCAUAGCAAUCAUCCUGGAAGCCAUCGGCCUGCCGACCAACGACCUGUCCCUCAUGCUGGCUGUUGACUGGAUUGUGGAUCGUACCACCACAGUGGUGAAUGUGGAGGGCGACGCUCUGGGAGCUGGAAUCCUCCACCACAUCAACCAGCGGGAGAUGAAGAAGCAGCAGGAGCAGCAGCAGCAGGAAGGGGAACUGGCCGAAGUCCGAGUGGAGGCGGUGGCCAAUGUCCACGCGGAGGAGGAGACCUCGCCGCUCGUCACGCACCAAACCAAAGCCUUAGAUGCCAUGCCAGAAGCUAUCGAGUCUGUCCUGUGAACUCAGCAAGACUUUUUUUCUUGCUCCCUGACCUUUGGAUACUUCUGACGUUGCUGCUGACACCAUUCUGACUUAGUGUCCAUUCAAAAAACAAGUUCACUGAUGGUUUCACUUGUGAGGAGAAGUCCCAUCCUAACCGUGCAGAGCACUGACAGUCUACAGUACACCUAGUGCUUCUGUUGUGCUUUUGUAAUUUGGUCACAUGGGCUUGUGCCUCAAUAACUGGGUUUCCAUCGAAGCAUUUUAAUCCAAAUUAGGAUAUGAUGAAUUUAACAAUUAUUGAUUUUGAAAAAAA